This is a messenger RNA of Ficedula albicollis (Collared flycatcher), 1421 nucleotides long. RefSeq names its product NIPA like domain containing 1 (gene NIPAL1). Gene Ontology annotation, biological process: magnesium ion transport. The record is from RefSeq and is a predicted model, not a curated record. Gene Ontology annotation, molecular function: magnesium ion transmembrane transporter activity. NCBI's taxonomy places the organism in Eukaryota, Metazoa, Chordata, Aves, Passeriformes, Muscicapidae. Bases 1 to 1050 code for a protein of 349 amino acids. The transcript has 5 exons. Gene Ontology annotation, cellular component: membrane.
AUGCCUUCUGCAAACAAAUACCACCUCUCCAUUGGCUUGGCCUUGGCUAUAGGCUCCAGUAUCUUUAUUGGUUCUAGUUUCAUACUGAAGAAGAAAGGACUUUUGAAACUGGCAGACAGAGGAGUCACCCGAGCUGGACAAGGUGGAUAUUCUUAUUUGAAGGAAUGGCUUUGGUGGGCUGGACUGCUAUCAAUGGGAUUAGGAGAAGCUGCAAAUUUUGCUGCCUAUGCCUUUGCACCUGCAACCUUAAUUACCCCCUUGGGUGCACUGAGUGUUCUCAUAAGUGCUAUAUUGUCAUCCUAUUUUUUAAAUGAGAAGCUGAAUAUUCAUGGAAAACUGGGCUGUGUACUGAGCAUUUUGGGGUCAACAGUCAUGGUUAUUCAUGCCCCUGAGGAGGAGGAGGUCACCUCACUAGAUGAGAUGGAAAGAAAGCUACAGGAUCCAGCAUUUGUGACAUUUGCUGUUCUCCUAACAGUCGUUGCCCUUGUCCUGAUUGUUUUUGUGGCUCCAAAGAGAGGUCAGACAAAUAUCCUGAUCUACGUUUUAAUUUGCUCACUCAUCGGUGCCUUCUCUGUCUCCUCUGUGAAAGGCCUGGGCAUUGCCAUUAAGCAAAUGCUGGAGAAGAAGCCAGCCUACCGCCAUCCCUUGGUUUACAUUUUGGUGGGCAUCUUGGUGCUGUCAGUCAGCACUCAGAUCAACUAUCUCAACAAAGCACUGGACGUGUUCAACACAUCCCUUGUGACACCCAUUUAUUACGUGUGCUUCACCACGACAGUGGUGACCUGCUCCAUCAUCUUGUUCAAGGAGUGGAGUAGUAUGGAACUGGGUGAUAUCAUUGGAACCCUGAGUGGAUUCUGCAGCAUCAUCAUUGGCAUUUUCCUACUGCAUGCUUUCAAGAACACUAACAUCACCUGGAGUCAGCUGAUGUCCACUGUUGCCAAAGAGUCGUCACUGCCACACCGUGAAAUCGAAACCAGCCACACUUUGCUGGAGAGCAUGGAAGACCCAGCUUUGGUGUACGAGGAGGACAACAUUUUGUUCAGUCAAUGAAACACUCAAGCAGUGUUCAUCAUCAAAGUACCAUGAAUUGCAAACUCAGCCCACCCAUGACUACUAGAAUGCUCUAUUUUUCUGCAGUCCUCUGGAAAUUUGUCUGUGAAGCCUGUGAACAGUGGGCCACUCCUCUCUAUGUCAGCUGUUGGCAGUAAUGAAUGAAAAUGUUCAGUAAACUGGCAUGACAGACAGAAUCCUGGUGGUGAUUAUAUGUUAGGCAAUGAAAAAACACAGUCGUUUUUUAAUGCAGCGUCUCUUCUUGGGAAAUUUUAGCAAAAAAGAAUGGUCUUUGUAAGCCAUGUUUUAAGAAUGCAAUUUUCUUUUACUUAUAAAGACAAUCCUUGCUGACGUGGCAGAUACUCUGCUAU